AUGUCAAGGAAGAAUAAUCGUACUAAGAUUAAGGCGCAAUAUGAGCUCGAGGUGGAGAAAGAACGAUUGCGCAAGGAGAAACUCAUGAAAAAACGUGAACGGAAAGCAAGUGCUCAAAAAGGAAAAGAGACGGUAGUGAAGAAAAUCUCGAGUAAAGUGCUAAGGAGGAUGCGCAUGCGUCUGAUGGAAAAGGAGCUGCGAGGCGAGAUGGAUGUGGAUGAGGAAAUGGAUAAGAAACAAAAGAAGGGCAAGGCCGACAAGAUAUGA
This is a messenger RNA of Peronospora belbahrii, 267 nucleotides long. The record is from the annotation of a GenBank genome assembly. Lineage: Eukaryota; Oomycota; Peronosporomycetes; Peronosporales; Peronosporaceae.